This is a messenger RNA of Gastrolobium bilobum, 2001 nucleotides long. RefSeq lists its product as uncharacterized. Bases 1 to 2001 code for a protein of 666 amino acids. Gene Ontology annotation, molecular function: zinc ion binding; nucleic acid binding. Lineage: Eukaryota; Viridiplantae; Streptophyta; Magnoliopsida; Fabales; Fabaceae. The record is from RefSeq and is a predicted model, not a curated record. The transcript is spliced from 2 exons.
AUGGAGUUUAUGAAUCUGGGCCAAUUUAAGUGUGUAGUAAAAGAUUACAAUAUCAGUCUUGGGAGGAACUUCGUAUGGGUUAAGAAUGACAAGGUGAGAGUAAGGGCCAAAUGCAGUGUAGAAGACUGUGAAUGGAUGGUGUAUUGUGCCUGGAACAGUAAGCAAAGCACAUUCCAAGUUAAGACUUUUAAAGAGACUCAUACAUGCUGUAGAGUCUUCAAGAAUAAAAGGGCUACAAGAGAUUGGGUGGCCAAGAAAUUGGAGAAGAGAAUACUAACACAGCCCAAGAUGACAAGGACAGAGGCAUUUGAGCACAUGAAGGAGGAAUACAAUGUGCAUUUGGAUAUGAAGAAAGUAACUAAGGCUUUGAAAAAAGCAAAGGGGACCAUUGAAGGUUGUGAGAAGGAGCAAUAUGGAAGAUUAAGGGAAUAUUUGGCAGAACUGUUGAGGAGCAACCCUGGCUUCAGUUGCAAAUUGCAAGUCACCCCUCAACCUAUUCCACAAUCAUUGCCAAUAUUUGACAGAAUGUACAUCUGCCUUGAUGCUUGUAAGAAGGGAUUCAAAGCUGGAUGCAGGCCCUUAAUUGGGUUGGAUGGAUGCUUUUUGAAGGGCUAUUAUGGAGGUCAAUUAUUGAGUGUUGUGGGUGAAGAUGCAAACAAACAAUUCUAUGUGAUUGCAUAUGUCGUGGUUGAUAGUGAGACGAAGGAUAAUUGGAAGUGGUUUCUGACAUUAUUACAGGAAGAUUUAGGGGACCAUGCAGUAUUUGGUUGGAACUUCAUUUCGGAUCAACAGAAGGGACUUGUCCCAGCCUUGAAGGAAAUUAUGCCAGGUUCACACCACAUGUUCUGUGUACAACAUGUAUGGAAGAACUUCAUCAAGCAGUGGAAGGAUAAAGAGACAAGAGGAAUUGUAUGGGAAUGUGCUAGAUGCACCACUGUUCCCCAAUUUGAGAAGGUCAUGCAAAGGCUGAAGACUCUAAACGAACUAGCUUGGAAGUAUCUUGACAAUAUACACCCUUCAUGUUGGGUUAAGGCCUAUUACUGUCACUGGCCUAAAUGUGACAAUAUCACGAAUAAUAUGGCUGAGGUGUGGAAUGCAAAGAUUUUGAAUUAUAGGGACAAACCUAUAAUGACAUUGUGUGAGGAAUUGAGGUGCUACAUAAUGCGAAGGAUGGCAGCACACAAGAGGAUUCUACAAACCUUUAGGGGUAAGAUAGCACCUGCACAGCAGAAGAGGCUGGACCAGUUGAAGGUUGCAAGCAAUUCUUGGACACCAACAUGGACUGGAAACUUGGUCCAAGAUCUCUACGAAGUAUCUGGAAAGGUUCAACGUGUUGGGGUGAAUUUAACUCAACAAACUUGUAGUUGUAAUGUGUGGCAGCUAACUGGAUUGCCUUAUGAACAUGUCAUUGCUGCCAUUGCACACAAGAAUGAACCUGUGGAAAAUCAUGUUCACCAAUGGCUGACAGUGGAUGCUUUGCAUGCCACUUAUGAACACACUCUCAACCCAGUCAAUUCCCAACAAUAUUGGCCAGCUUGUGAUGCCCCAAAACCACUUCCUCCACGCUUGAAAAGGCCUAUUGGACGUCCAAAAAAAUAUCGCAAGAAGGAUCCCACUGAAGAGCUUAUGAAGACCAACAAGAAGCUUAAGAAGACUUACACAGUUCAAUGCUCCAAGUGUGGUCAGACUGGUCAUUACCACAAGACAUGCAAAGGACCUGCUGGUGGAUCAAAGAAAAAAACUAAAUCGGUUAAUGUUGAAGUUGGCCAGUCAAGGACAAUUGAAGAGAUCCUCAUGAGCAUGAGUCAGGGCUGCCCUCCACCAGAGACAAGCAGUCAGCAUGCACCAAAUGCAGCUGAACCAAGAGCCAGCAGCCCACCACCAUGCAAUCCUACUGAGGCAGUGACCAGUGAGACAGCAGCUGCAACUAGCAGUGGCACCAGAGCAAGCUUCAUGACUACACCAGGAUUUAGGCCACCUAGGCCAGCCCCACAUAACUAA